CUCUGUGGUCGCUGGAACCACGCCCCUUUCCUCCCAGGGCGGGGCCCGGAGCUCUGCGGACUCUACCCGGGGAGGACACCGGGCUUUCUCGGUUGUCUUGUUGCUCACAUCCCAGGUCAUGGCGGUCCCGGGACCCACGGCCCGAGCUAGUGCCAGGCCCAGAUUAGAUCUGCAACUUGUCCAGAAGUUCAUAAGGAUACAGAAGGUUUUCUUUCCUUCUUGGUCAUCACAGAAUGUCUUAAUGUUCAUGACACUCUUGUGUGUGGCCCUCCUGGAGCAACUGGUGAUCUACCAAGUUGGCUUGAUCCCCAGUCAGUAUUAUGGUGUCUUGGGAAACAAAGACCUGGAUGGAUUUAAGGCACUGACCUUCCUGGCCGUGGCACUCAUUGUUCUCAACUCCACCCUGAAGAGUUUUGACCAGUUCACCUGCAACCUGCUGUAUGUGAGCUGGAGGAAAGACCUCACAGAGCACCUGCACCAGCUCUACUUCCGGGCCCGCGUGUACUACACCCUCAACGUGCUGCGGGACGACAUCGAUAAUCCGGACCAGCGGAUCAGCCAGGACGUGGAGCGGUUCUGCCGGCAGCUCAGCAGCGUGACCAGCAAGCUCAUCAUCUCCCCCUUCACUCUCGCCUACUAUACCUACCAGUGCUUCCAAAGCACAGGCUGGCUUGGGCCUGUGAGCAUCUUUGGAUAUUUCAUCCUGGGUACCAUGGUGAACAAAACUUUGAUGGGGCCCAUCGUGACGAAGCUGGUGCAGCAGGAGAAGCUGGAGGGGGAUUUUAGGUUCAAGCAUAUGCAGAUUCGAGUGAACGCUGAGCCUGCAGCUUUCUACAGAGCUGGGCUCGUAGAGCACAUGAGGACGGACCGCAGGCUGCAGAGACUCCUUCAGACCCAGAGAGAGCUGAUGUCCAGGGAGCUCUGGCUCUACAUUGGCAUCAACACCUUUGACUACCUGGGCAGCAUUCUGAGUUACGUCGUCAUCGCCAUCCCCAUUUUCAGGGGGGUCUACGGAGACUUGAGCCCCACAGAGCUCAGCACCCUGGUCAGCAAGAAUGCCUUUGUGUGCAUCUACCUCAUCAGCUGCUUCACCCAGCUCAUUGACCUGUCCACCACGCUCUCGGAUGUCGCCGGUUACACGCACAGGAUUGGAGAGCUUCAGGAGGCCCUGCUGGACAUGUCCCGAAAAUCACACGACUGUGAGACCCUAGGCGAGAGCGAGUGGGAUUUGGACAAGGCCCCAGGGUGGCCGACAACAGAGCCAUCAGACACUGCUUUUCUGCUUGAUCGGGUCUCCAUCUUGGCCCCUUCCUCCGACAAGCCCCUGAUCAAGGACUUGAGCCUGAAGAUCUGUGAGGGGCAGAGUCUGCUCAUUACGGGCAACACAGGCACUGGCAAGACCUCCCUGCUGCGGGUGCUGGGAGGCCUGUGGGAGAGCAUGAAAGGCUCAGUGCAGAUGCUGGCUGAUUUUGGGCCCCACGGGGUGCUGUUCCUGCCUCAGAAGCCGUUCUUCACUGAUGGGACACUUCGGGAGCAGGUGAUAUAUCCCCUGAAGGAGAUCUACCCUGACUCAGAGAGACACCCAUGGAGGAGGGAAGCAGGUUCUGCCGAUGAUGAGAGGAUCGUGAGGUUCUUGGAGUUGGCAGGCCUGUCCAGCUUGGUGGCAAGAACAGGAGGUCUGGACCAGCAGGUGGAUUGGAACUGGUAUGAUGUCCUGUCCCCAGGGGAGAUGCAAAGACUGUCCUUCGCCCGCCUCUUCUACCUGCAGCCUAAGUAUGCAGUGCUUGAUGAAGCCACCAGUGCCCUGACAGAGGAAGCGGAGAGUGAGCUCUACCGAAUUGGCCAGCAACUGGGGAUGACAUUUAUCAGCGUGGGACAUCGGCCCAGCCUUGAGAAGUUUCACUCCUGGGUUCUGAGACUCCAUGGAGGAGGAAGCUGGGAACUGACUAGAAUCAAAAUGGGAUGAAGCCAAGCAGGUUCAUCGGAGCAGAGGGGCUCUGGGGCCUGCAGUGCCCACAGACAAGGAAGCCUGAUGAGCCAGGAAGGAGCCACAGGUUCACCUCAGGUCCUACAUAGGACAUCCUAGCACCCCUGGGCCCUGCCCAUGGGUGGCCCAUUGGGGAACACUGAGGUCCCCCCAGCGCUGCUCCCACGAGUUCUUUUUUAAUUUUUUUUUUUUUUUCGGAGCUGGGGACCGAAUCCAGGGCCUUGCGCUUCCUAGGCAAGCGCUCUACCACUGAGCUAAAUCCCCAACCCCCUGCUCCCACGAGUUCUUACAGAUUACUUCAGAUGAUGUUUGCUGCCGAAAAACUGAAUGAACUGUAAGACAUGAAGUCUGUUCACCUCAAGAAAGCUGGUUACAUUUCACAGUGAUAGACUUUUUAAAAAAACUUUAAUUAACCAUUUACAUUUUAUAAAGUUUUUUAAAAAAAGAAUAAAUAUUAAAAAUAUA
Messenger RNA from Rattus norvegicus (Norway rat), 2452 nucleotides. The record is from RefSeq and is a predicted model, not a curated record. Lineage: Eukaryota; Metazoa; Chordata; Mammalia; Rodentia; Muridae.